Messenger RNA from Nematolebias whitei (Rio pearlfish), 1356 nucleotides. Its product is annotated as solute carrier family 35 member F2. Gene Ontology annotation, biological process: transmembrane transport. Gene Ontology annotation, molecular function: transmembrane transporter activity. The record is from RefSeq and is a predicted model, not a curated record. NCBI's taxonomy places the organism in Eukaryota, Metazoa, Chordata, Actinopteri, Cyprinodontiformes, Rivulidae. Gene Ontology annotation, cellular component: membrane. The coding region runs from base 29 to 1297 and encodes 422 amino acids. The transcript has 8 exons.
AGGGUUUGUCCACCACUGGUGAGGCAACAUGGCUGAUAAACAAUCUGUGGAUUCAUGCAGGGACUUGAGCUUUGAGAAGCAAAGUUGUGGAUUUCUGAUGAAGAUCAAGAAAUUCAUGCCGAUGGAAGUUUUCACCUGGCAGCUGGCCCAGACCCUGGCCAUGGGUCAGGGGCUGGCGGCUCUGAUCUGUGCCACGGCGGUCUCCUCUCAGUACCUGGUGUCAGACUUCCAUGUGAACACGCCGAUGCUGCAGAGCCUCCUGAACUACCUGCUGCUGUGCGUCACCUACACCACCAUGCUGCUCUGCAGAACAGGGGAUGGUAAUAUUUUACAGAUCCUCAGGAGAAGAUGGUGGAAAUACUUGCUGCUGGGGCUGGUGGAUGUGGAGGCCAACUACACUGUGGUCAAAGCGUACCAGUACACCACUCUGACCAGUGUGCAGCUGCUCGACUGCUUUGUGAUCCCGGUCCUAAUGCUUCUGUCCUGGUGGGUUCUGAAGACCCGGUACAGGAUGGUCCACUACGUUGCAGUCUGUGUUUGUCUCCUUGGAGUGGGGGCCAUGGUGGGAGCCGACCUCCUGGCUGGAAGAGACCAGGGCUCCGCCUCCAACAUGCUGUUAGGUGACGGUUUGGUGCUGCUCAGUGCCACACUGUAUGCCGUGUCCAACGUGUCUCAGGAGUACACGGUGAAGAAACUGAGCAGAGUGGAGUUCCUGGGGAUGGUGGGCCUGUUCGGCACCAUCAUCAGCACCGUACAGAUGGUGAUCCUGGAACGAAGCGAGGUUUCCAACAUAAAGUGGAGCUGGCAAGUUGGGCUCCUGUUCUCUGCGUACGCUCUCUGCAUGUUUGCUUUGUACAGCUGGAUGCCUGUCGUGAUGAAACUGAGCAGUGCCGCCUCCGUCAACCUGUCGCUGCUCACCGCCGACCUCUUCAGCCUCUUCUUCGGGAUCUUCCUCUUCCACUACAACUUCUCUGGACUCUACGUGGUCUCCCUGGUGGUCAUCCUCAUUGGCUUCAUCACCUUCAACGCUGUCCCAACACCUACUAACCCCACAGACACCUCCUCUUCUUCCUCACUCUCUGAGGAAGGCUACUAUGACAACACUGUGGCCACUGACAGUGGCUUCACCCAAAGGGAAGUGGCUGGUAUAAUCCCAGCUGAGGUGAAGGGAGAGGAGGAUGAAGAGGAGCUUCACCAAGCAUGCUGGGAGGAAAAAAAGAGGAAAACGAGCACUUUGGGGUCAUCGCAGAGUGUUCGUGAUGAAGAACCAGUUGUUGAACAUAGCACCAAACUGUGACCCACAGCAUGUUAAAGAGCUAAAAGUAUUGUUGAACCUUUAUUGACUUGUUACACAAA